CGAGACUUUAGUAAAAAGUUACGGGCGAGGGGUGUUUGCACAUUGGCGCUAAACGAAAGAAAAAACUUGAAAUAAGAAUUCCCGUUGUACCGUUUACCAGCAUUUUUUGGUCUAAUGCACCCCCGUUCUGCACGUUGGGAAUUGGCUUCUUGUCGCUCAAAUCAAGUUGGGAAUAGUUGUGCCGUUAUGAAGAUCAAGCGACGCUCACUUACUAGAGACCUUUGGAAAACUGCGGGUUUAGUGUGGGUGUGGUGAAAGGAAUCGCAAAUCCCCAACUUCAGAAGCCCCCAGUGAAUGAAAUUCAGGCCCAGUGUUGACUUGCAUUGGCUGCAAAUAGACGUUCGUGUUUUAGGUAUACACGCUGACAUACUUAGUCCAGACAGUUGGACAAUCUGAAGAAUUUGAAGUGGCUGUCCUCAGAUACAGUCCAAGUGUAAAACUGGUUCUUGAUUGUCCACAAUGGGUGAACCCCAGCAAGUGAGUGCACUUCCACCACCUCCAAUGCAGUACAUCAAGGAAUAUACAGAUGAAAAUAUUCAGGAAGGCUUAGCUCCCAAGCCUCCCCCUCCAAUUAAAGACAGUUACAUGAUGUUCGGCAACCAGUUCCAAUGUGAUGAUCUCAUCAUUCGCCCUUUGGAAAGUCAGGGCAUUGAACGGCUUCAUCCUAUGCAAUUUGAUCACAAGAAAGAACUGAGAAAACUCAAUAUGUCUAUACUGGUUAAUUUCUUGGACCUUUUAGAUAUUUUAAUAAGGAGCCCUGGGAGUAUAAAACGAGAAGAAAAGCUAGAAGAUCUUAAGCUGCUGUUCGUACAUGUGCAUCAUCUUAUAAAUGAAUAUCGACCCCACCAAGCACGAGAGACUUUGAGAGUCAUGAUGGAGGUCCAGAAACGUCAACGUCUUGAAACAGCUGAGAGGUUUCAGAAACACCUGGAACGAGUAAUUGAAAUGAUUCAAAAUUGCUUGGCUUCUUUACCUGAUGAUUUGCCCCAUUCAGAAGCGGGGAUGAGAGUUAAAGCUGAGCCAAUGGAUACUGAUGAUAACAGUAACUGUCCUGGACAGAAUGAACAACAAAGAGAAAAUUCAGGUCACAGAAAGGACCAGAUUAUAGAAAAAGAUGCUGCCUUAUGUGUCCUAAUUGAUGAAAUGAAUGAAAGACCAUGAAGAGUAUUUUUUUUUUUCCUUUUAGUAAGAAGCAUCAUAUAUUAGUUUAUUUUCUCUUGGAUAGUCUUAAGAGGUAUACUAAAGAUAAAGAGACUUUUUUUUUCAAUUGAAAUGGUGUGGGUGGUAAUUUAACAUUAAACAUAGGCAAGCAAGUAUAUUUGAGUAAUAACGCAGAAUGUUUGCUAUUGUAUGGGAUAGUCCUAUUUUUGGAAUUGUAAUAAAAACUCAAAGUGAUCGUGAA
This is a messenger RNA of Psammomys obesus (fat sand rat), 1402 nucleotides long. It is a transcript of the gene Med7, whose product is annotated as mediator complex subunit 7. The record is from RefSeq and is a predicted model, not a curated record. Gene Ontology annotation, molecular function: transcription coregulator activity. The coding region runs from base 460 to 1161 and encodes 233 amino acids. NCBI's taxonomy places the organism in Eukaryota, Metazoa, Chordata, Mammalia, Rodentia, Muridae. The transcript is spliced from 2 exons. Gene Ontology annotation, biological process: regulation of transcription by RNA polymerase II. Gene Ontology annotation, cellular component: mediator complex.